UGCAUUUCCCCGUGCUUCCCUCCCGACCGCGCCAACAUGCGACACCUCCUGGGCGCUGCGCUGUGCGCGCUGUGCGCGGCGGAGACCGCCGCGGAGAUGACGGUGGCGGUGUUGGAGCAUCGAGUGCGCCAGAGGCCGACGGCGGUGGAGAUGAUGGAGGCCAACUUGGAGGUCUACGAGCAGCAGCUGCAGGCCGCUGCGGCUGCUGGUGCUCAGCUGUUGGUGACGCCUGAGGAUGGCAUCACUGGGUUCCGCAUGCAGAGAGAAGCCUGGUGGCCCUAUGCCUUCGACCUCCCGCCUGCACCCAUGGACCAGCCGCCCUGCGAUGCGAAUCGCGGCCAUGGAGCAUCCGUCCCAUGGGUUCUACAGAGGUUGAGCUGUAUGGCGCGAGAGCACCAGGUCGCCUUGGUGGCCAGCCUCAUCGAUCUGAAGGACUGUUCCAAGCAGCCGGACUACCCGGGAUGCCCGGUGCCUUCGCGCCGCGAUGGGAAGCUGUUGUUGAACACCGCGGUGGUCUUGGAUCGAGACGGAUGCUUCUUGCAGAAGUACCACAAGGCGAACCUCUGGUAUGAGGCCGCUUUGGAUGCAAGUAAGGAGUGUUCGCCGAAGACCUUUCGCAUCAAGGGCUUUGAGUCGGUGCCCUUCGGCCUUUUCAUUUGCGCGGACCUCAUCCACGCUUGGCCAUCGCUGGAGCUGGUGACGCAAGGCAUUCGGCACUUCGUCAUGCCUUUAAGCUGGAGCAACGAGAUGGCACAGAUGCAACCGAUGGGCUGGCAACAGGCUUGGAGCUCCUUGUCUCAGUCGGUGCUGCUGGCGGCCAACACCCGCGCCGACGACACCAGCGGCAGCGGGAUCUACGUGGCCGGGGAGCCGAAGAGCACGGCCUACGCGCUGAACGGCACGGAGGGGCAGCUCCUGCUGGCUCAGGUGCCCCUGCAGCUCCCCGGCCAUCCGGCCGGCUGCCCCGCAAAGGCGGCAGAGGCGGUCCAGGAAGUGGGGAAGUGGGAAGUGGCCCAGUUGGACAUGACUCCCGGUGAUCACAGCCGCCUGCUGUGCAGUGCUGGCUUAGCCACCUGCUGCCGCUUGCGCUACCGGAGCCUCAGGGCAGGCGCGGGCUAUGCAGUGGCACUGCUGAACGGUUUGGACGUGUCUCCGCAAGUGGCGCCCUGGGCUGCUGAGGCGUGCAGCAUCUUGCCCUGUGAAGGGGGAGGACUCUCCUGCCUGACCUAUCCUGCGGAGGCAUUGAGAAGUCGAGGUGCCCAGUGGUUCGGAGAAUUCGACUUUGUGGAGAUGGAAGUGAACUUCUCAGCACCGCAGCAGGUCUUCCCACAAGUCUUGACGGAGAAAGCGCGCCUGGUGUCUCCCAGCGAGUGGCACCUGGAAAGCCCUCAGCCUUGGAGUAGGCGGAUUUUCGUGGAGCAUCAGGAGCUGAUCUCGCUGCAGCUCUAUGGGCGCCCCUAUUGGAAGGACUCGGAUGCGCAGGAGCACUGCCCCUGCCGAGCGGAUCUGCCGAGCUUCCAGAUCUGAUGGGCAGACUGACCCCCCCCUCUGUCAGUUUCUGCCGUCGCCGCCAGCUGUGCUGACGCGCUGCUAUGCGUGGAGAGAGAAAAGGCAGAGACAAAA
Molecule: messenger RNA, 1623 nt
Organism: Durusdinium trenchii
Lineage: Eukaryota; Dinophyceae; Suessiales; Symbiodiniaceae
Source: the annotation of a GenBank genome assembly